ACCGAGUAGGAGCGAAGACAAUUUGGACCUCGUGACUUUCCUUAGUGCGGAAGUGAAAGAAGAAUAACAUUAAAAAGCUCGUUUCAACACAUUCCUAUCAAAAUAAUACGGCGACAAGGUUAACACUUCCAACGUGACUGAAUCAUUAAUUUGGUAAAUCUUUAAAUAAAUCUGAAACAACGAAUGUUUCGUAUUUAUCCUGCGUGAGCUAGUCGUAGCCAAAAUGGGCAGCGUCGCAGCUGUUGUUAUUGUCUGCGACUGCGUAGUUAGCAUACAAUAAUAUUGGCUCUACCUACUGUAGCUAGUUAGUUCUACUCAUCCAUUUUACAUUUGAGUUAUUUAGCAGACGCUCUUAUCCAGAGCGACUUACAGUAGUGAGUACAUACAUGUUCGUACUUCAUCCUGCGGAUUUCCCCUAUUUGCGGGCUAGCUGUUCACUUUCACCUUUCCUACCAUAUUUGUUUCACAGUUUUGAGAAUGGCAGAGAUGCAUAUUCAGGCAAAGCUGGUAAAUCUUUUAAAACAAGAUAAAAUUCAGCUCUGGAACCCACCAUACACCACAGAAAACAACCAGGCAGGACAGCAACCUCUGCAGCAGCUUGCAGUGAACUAUGCACCCAUUGUGUGCUUCUCUGUGUCUGAAGUGGCAAGUGCCUUGGAGAGCAUCAGAUCCCAAGCAGUAAAGAGAGGAAUGGGGAAUAAGACCUAUAGAGAGACAUUUGUGGCCACGUUGGAACUCCUUCUGCCUAAAGACGGAAAAAAGGAUGUCAAGAAGAAGAACUAUUUGGAGACUAAACUGGAUGUCCUUGCACAAGAUAUCAUGGCUAGGAUUGCUGAACAAUAUGGACUCAAAUACAUCAAGUUAAUUUUGAAUGGGAAGACACUGACUCCUGAGAAGCGUCUGGAUGAACAGGACGUGAAGAACAACAGUAAGAUUAUGGUUCUGCGGGUGAGCGAGCCUGAGAGGAAGAAACAGAUGGCGGAGGAGGAGGAGAAGAAGAAAACUCAGGACCUGAGUGUCCAGAGAACCCAGAAGGGCUUCCAGAUCCUCUCCGAGAGAGAUGGCACUGAUGACCCAGCCACGACUCCAUUCCUAGAGAUUGCUGAUCAGAAGGGGAACCCUCUGAAAAUACCUCACAGAGAGAAAAAGGCUUUGAUUCUAGCCAUGGGGUUCCACGAGAAAGGCCGUGCUCUGAUGAAGAGGAAACAGUACGACGCUGCUCUGUGCCACCUGUUGCAAGCUGACGACCAGUUUGGAACAUGUGGCUCGGUGCUCUUGAGCACGGUGGACAACUAUGCAGUACUGCAGCUGGACAUCGUGUGGUGCUACAGAGCCCUGGAGGCCCUUUCCUGCCUGGACGACGGCAAGCAGAGGCUGCAGAGAGCCGAGGACUGCUUCCUCAAGUGCUACGGAGAGGAGCAGCAGAGGCUCAUGCAGAUCAAGGGAAACACAGGACGAGAGGAAGUGCUGUUCCUCAGGCUGUACCUCCUACAGAGCUUACUAGCAUACCUGGAUGGUAACGAACACCAGGCCACACAGAAGCUAAUGCGGGUGGAGGACCUGUAUGGGCGUCUGUGUCUGGACCCAGGGAAGAUGACCGGGCUGAUGGGUCUGGGUUUCUCUGAGCAGGAGGCCCGUCUAGGCCUGAGGGCCUGCCACGGCAAUGUAGACGAGGCCGCGCUGCACAUCACCCACAGGAGACAGGAGAGGGAGGAGAUGAAACAGCAGGAGAGGGAGAAGAGGAUGAGGCGUAUGGAGGGCCUGGCCACCCUCAGAGCGCUGGGUUACUCCAAGAGAGACGCUGCCCGGGCCCUCCAUCAGGCAGACGGGGACAUGGACAGAGCCUAUGGGAUUCUUCUAGAGUCCACCCAGGCUGAGUCUGCUGCUGUAACCAACCACAACACAGAGCUCCCCAUAGAUCAAUCCAAGGUUGAGCAGCUGUUAUACCUGGGCUUUGAGCCGGAGGCUGCCGAAGCUGCACUGAGGCUGACGGGGGGAGACGUGCAAGGGGCCACCCAGCUACUGCUGGACAACCAGGGGGUCCUGCCCCCAGAGCUGCUCUCCCCCUCUCCCCCCUCCUCAUUGUCCGAGGAGCCCAGCACCUCCUCUGAGUCCGCAGGCUCUGGGAGCCAAGGGGAGGACCCUAUGGACGUAGACCUGGUGAAUGAGGUGCUGGAGGAUAUCCCCCGACAUGAAGAAGACUACCUGGACCUGACCCUGGAGGAGGAGAGCGAGGUCAUAGCUCAGAUGAAGUCCUACCUCCACAGGAACUGUACCCCCUCCAGCUAAAGUGCCGUCAAGCCGGCAGCCAUUUUUUAACGCACUUCCACCA
Molecule: messenger RNA, 2332 nt
Organism: Oncorhynchus kisutch (coho salmon)
Lineage: Eukaryota; Metazoa; Chordata; Actinopteri; Salmoniformes; Salmonidae
Product: NEDD8 ultimate buster 1
Exons: 14
Coding region: 478-2289 (603 amino acids)
Biological process (GO): regulation of ubiquitin-dependent protein catabolic process
Molecular function (GO): protein binding
Source: RefSeq, a predicted model, not a curated record